Messenger RNA from Capsella rubella, 663 nucleotides. RefSeq names its product putative lipid-binding protein AIR1. The transcript has a single exon. NCBI's taxonomy places the organism in Eukaryota, Viridiplantae, Streptophyta, Magnoliopsida, Brassicales, Brassicaceae. The coding region runs from base 49 to 390 and encodes 113 amino acids. The record is from RefSeq and is a predicted model, not a curated record.
AACUUAAAAGCACUACUACUUCUUGAGCCUUUUAAACUGCACAAACAAAUGGCUCCAAGAAUCUCCCUUGCACUCUUCCUUUCCCUCAACCUCCUCUUCUUCACUUACACCUCUGCGACCACCCCGAGCAGAAGGACUUGUCCUAAAGAUUCCCUACAACUCGGUGUUUGCGCCAAUGUACUCAAGCUAGUGGACCUAACAUUGGGAAACCCACCAGUAAAGCCAUGCUGCUCUCUCAUCCAAGGCUUGGCUGACCUUGAGGCUGCUGUCUGCCUCUGCACUGUGCUCAAGGCUAACGUUCUUGGAAUCAACCUUAACCUUCCCAUUGAUCUAAGCGUUCUCCUCAAUGUUUGCAGUAGAAAAGCUCCAAAGAACUUCCAGUGCGCGUAAGUGAAAAAACUUAUGGCAUACCUAUAAAAUAAACGAAUCAUACGUUUAAUGAAGUCUCGAACUUAUAGUCUUUUCUUCAUGUUUUAUGUUAAGGUGAUCUAUUUUUUGUAUUUUUCUUGAAUUGUUAACGUACGUUUUCAUGUAAUAAUGGAUACUACAUGGGUUUGUCUAUGCAUGUAAUCGGCAAAUUUGUUCUCCUUUGCUUCAUUGUUCCUUUUUAUCUUCUUUGUAACUGUAUUUUUCGAAUUUUACUUAUAAAUUCACUUCUCACUA